AUGGGGAAAAUGGUACCUAAUAUAAUUAUUAUAUCAGGGAGUACCAAGCGGGCGAGGCACAUGGAGUUUGCGCAGUGCAACCUUCGUUGGGCGGAGUUGCGCAACCCGUCAUUCGUCUGGAUCUGCGAAAGCGCAGCGGCUUAUCGGGCCGGCGGUGACGUGACAUCUUUGUACGGGAAGCAAGCGUGCGCGACUAGGCGCGUGCGCGACGCUCUGCGCGCGACGACGAGCCGCGAGCAUGCCAGGAGCACGGCGCUGCCGCGCGUAGCGAGCCAGGCCGUGCGCGCGAUCGCCAUGGGCUGCGCCUCGUCCGCCGAGGAGCGCGCCGCUCUGGCCCGCAGCAAGCAGAUAGAGAAGAACCUCAAGGAAGAUGGCAUCCAGGCCGCCAAGGACAUCAAGCUGCUGCUCCUCGGUAACACACUUCCUAUAUCCUUUAUGUAG
Molecule: messenger RNA, 441 nt
Organism: Danaus chrysippus (African queen)
Lineage: Eukaryota; Metazoa; Arthropoda; Insecta; Lepidoptera; Nymphalidae
Source: the annotation of a GenBank genome assembly